Messenger RNA from Apaloderma vittatum (bar-tailed trogon), 867 nucleotides. Its product is annotated as zinc finger protein 239-like. The record is from RefSeq and is a predicted model, not a curated record. The transcript is spliced from 3 exons. Lineage: Eukaryota; Metazoa; Chordata; Aves; Trogoniformes; Trogonidae. The coding region runs from base 1 to 867 and encodes 288 amino acids.
AUGGUGGCAGCAGGGCAGCCGUGGUGCCAGCGGGGCGGGUGGUUCCCGGGCUGCACCAAGGCCUUCACCCUGUCCUCCGGGCUGGUCCUCCACAAGUGUACACACACCAGGGAGCAGCCCCACGCCUGCCUGCUCUGCGGCAAGGCCUUCCUCUCCUUGUCGCACCGUGCCCUCCACCUCCGCUCCCACACGGACAAGCGCAAGUCCCAGUGCCCGGAGGCCCUUCAAGUGCAAGGACUGCAGCAACCUCUUCGGGUGCACCUCGCUGCCCACCGCUGCCUGCACACGGGUCAGAGGUCCUUCAGGUGCUGCCAGUGCGAGAAGGCCCUUGCCCAGAAGGCUGGGCUGAUCCUCCAUGCGUGCCUGCGCACCGGGGAACAACCCUACGAGUGUUUCAAGAGUGGGAAGAACUUCUGCUCCUCUGCCCACCUGGUGUUGCAGCAGCUUCUCGAGUGGGGCAAGAGGAAUUUCGAGUGCUCCACCUGUGGGAAGGCCAUCAAGCAGGCGUCAUCCCUCAAGCGGCACCUGAAGACCCAUGAGGCACGCGAGCCUCACCACUGCUCGAUCUGCAGCCAAGCCUUUUCCGAGUCCUCUUACCUUCAGCUUCACAUGAGAACACACAGUGGGGAGCAGCCAUACCUCUGCUUAGGUUGCAGCCAGACAUACACCGAAAUUUCUGCCUUUGAAAAGCAUUGUACAAAGCACCAGCAGGAUGAAGAGAGACCUGAUCCUAGGCCAAGGGCUACCGUGGCAAAUGCACUGGCUGAAAAGAAAAAGCAGGAGCAGAAACAGCAGCACCAAGGUGACAGCCCCGAGCAGCCUUACCAGGCUGACCCAAAGCAGCAGCAGCAGGUGGAAAGGCUAUGA